Messenger RNA from Hevea brasiliensis (rubber tree), 1442 nucleotides. RefSeq lists its product as uncharacterized. The record is from RefSeq and is a predicted model, not a curated record. The transcript has 9 exons. Lineage: Eukaryota; Viridiplantae; Streptophyta; Magnoliopsida; Malpighiales; Euphorbiaceae. Bases 45 to 1100 code for a protein of 351 amino acids.
CCCGGUUCAACAAAAACCCAAUAGUCACCGGUUCCAAUUCUUUAAUGCCACACAUGGGAACCGUUUCUUGGUCCUGCCCAUCUCUCGGAGUUGGACCUCGUCCCCUCGUGAUUGUUGACUAUUACUCCACACUCCCUUGUUCAAAUCGCUCUUCCCCAAUGCUCUCCUCGUCCAAAAGACUCAAAACCAGACUAAUAUUACCAACAUUAUCUUCAUCCAUGGCCAACCCAUUUCGAGUUUCUGCCUCCUCUGUGAUUGGUGCGCCGAAUGAAGAAUUGGAGGCUGCAUCUUCUGGUCUUGUGGGAGAGAAUGAUCUGCUUAUUGUUGGCCCAGGCGUUCUUGGUCGCUUAGUUGCUGAGAAAUGGCGCCAGGAACAUCCGGGGUGUCAAGUUUAUGGGCAGACAGUGACUACAGACCACCAUGAUGAUCUGAUAAAAAUAGGGAUCAAUCCAUCUUUGAAGGAAACUAAACCAAUUCACCAGUUCCCUUACGUCAUUUUCUGCGCUCCUCCCUACCAAACCUCUGACUAUCCUGGUGAUGUCAGGGAAGCUGCUUUGAGCUGGAAUGGAGAAGGUUCUUUCUUGUUUACAUCAAGCUCUGCACCAUAUGAUUGCAAUGACAAUGGACAAUGUGAUGAGGACUCUCCAGUUGUACCGAUUGGGAGAAGCCCAAGGACCGAUGUGCUUCUAAAGGCAGAAAAAGAAGUGUUGGAGAGAAAUGGCUCUGUCCUGAGAUUGGCAGGACUUUACAAAGCAGAUAGGGGUGCACAUGUUUACUGGUUGGAGAAGGGGACUGUUGAAUUUCGUGCAGAUCACAUCCUCAAUCUCAUACAUUAUGAGGAUGCAGCUUCCCUUUCUGUUGCAAUCUUGAAAAAGAAAUUCCGUGGCCGAAUUUUCUUGGGUUGUGACAAUCAUCCAUUAUCGAGGCAAGGAGUGAUGGAUUUGGUUGCUAAAAGUGGGAAAUUCAGUAAAAAAUUUGAAGGCUUUGCUGGAACAAGUGAUCCUUUAGGCAAGAAACUAAACAACACUAAAACUCGAGAGGAAGUAGGAUGGGAGCCAAAAUACCCUAGCUUUGCUCAUUUUCUUGGUGUAUCUAACUAACUGCUAUCUGUCUUUUGCACUUGGAUGGAAUAUAAUUGAUAGGAAAGGACAGAGUCAACUGGCUCAAAGAAUGCUCAGAGAUGAGCUACUGACCUCUUUUUAAAUUUGUUCAGCUCUUUCCUGAGGUACUUCUUGCAGGUUGCCUAUGAAAUAUCACACUUUCGAGCACAUUUAGAUGGUCAGAACCAUUUAUACUCGCAUUCGAUUUUAUGAGAUUUAUGUAUAUGUAUAUCAUAUCGGUGUAUAAUGCGAGCUUUUGUAUUUUCUAGCAAUACUGCAAGUUGUAAGAACAUUUAUUCAUCUUGAAUAUGCUUGACGCAUAAUCUUGGAUUUUGCUCAUCA